AUGUCGCUCGACGCUCUAGUCUCUAAUGUGGCCAUCACUAUCCCCCCUGCUCUCAUCAUCGUCUCCGUCUUGGGCGCAACGGCAACCCUUGUUUCCAAUCUCUCUCAAAGCGCCACUGCGUCCGAUAACAAUUUUGAGGACAUAUGCGGCAAGCUCCGUUCGAGCCUCGAUCAUAUCAACGAGGUCCAGAAAGGACCGCUUGAUGCUCGCACCUCAAAGGAGCUGGACAGGAUCGCCCUAGAACUCGUCGCAUGCGAGACGUGUUUGAGGGCCUCCUCUCAUGACUUGCUGGUCAAUCCGCCGACUGUCUCGGAGCGUCUUCAGGAUGCAAUUGGACCGGGCACUUCUAGAGCUACUGUAGUGGAGGCAGAGCUCUCGUUUAAGGUUUCCAGAGCACAGGUAACUUUGCUGAAGACACUGAGCGAGAUGUAUUCCGUCCGUCACGAGCAGCAGCUCGAUUCCAUGUUUUGA
Phanerochaete carnosa HHB-10118-sp is the source of this 471-nucleotide messenger RNA. RefSeq lists its product as uncharacterized. Lineage: Eukaryota; Fungi; Basidiomycota; Agaricomycetes; Polyporales; Phanerochaetaceae. The record is from RefSeq and is a predicted model, not a curated record. Bases 1 to 471 code for a protein of 156 amino acids. The transcript is spliced from 2 exons.